AAAUAACAAAGUGUUAAUUACGCUUUCCCAAACAAGAAUCCAAUAUCUUGAAAUUAUACAUACGGAAUAACAAGCUUUCGACAUGAUAGCCUUAUUGACCGUGCGAGCGAUAGAGGGAAGGGGAGGGAAUCACAUUCGAAAGUGCAUAUCGCGCAUAGUGGUGAAACAUAGAGAUUUAUCUGCCGCUACUUCGAAGAGAACAAAAAUGAGUAAGCUUACACCAGAGGAAAGAGAGCAGAAUUUGAAUCCUUUGCUCUCAUCAGGAUGGACUGUUCAGUCGGAUAGAGAUGCAAUCUAUAAGGAGUUUGUAUUUAAGAAUUUUAAUGAGGCUUUUGGAUUUAUGACAAGAGUGGCCUUACAGGCUGAGAAGAUGGAUCAUCAUCCUGAAUGGUUCAAUGUUUAUAAUAAAGUGAAUAUUACUUUAUCUUCUCAUGAUGUAAAUGGCUUGUCACAAAGGGAUGUGAAACUGGCUACUUUUAUAGACAAGGUUGCUGGCAAAUAAAACUCACUUGGCUUAUCUAUUAUGACCAAUCGAAGCAUUA
This is a messenger RNA of Camponotus floridanus (Florida carpenter ant), 542 nucleotides long. It is a transcript of the gene Pcd, whose product is annotated as probable pterin-4-alpha-carbinolamine dehydratase. Gene Ontology annotation, molecular function: 4-alpha-hydroxytetrahydrobiopterin dehydratase activity. The record is from RefSeq and is a predicted model, not a curated record. Lineage: Eukaryota; Metazoa; Arthropoda; Insecta; Hymenoptera; Formicidae. Gene Ontology annotation, biological process: tetrahydrobiopterin biosynthetic process. The transcript has 3 exons. Bases 83 to 502 code for a protein of 139 amino acids.